AUGUCAGCGUCACCCCGGCCGACUGGCACAACUCUCCCUAGGGAUAUGUUCACGUUCAUCUGCGGGACCGCCCUCCCGGACUACACGAUCCACUGCUUGGCAAAGAAUGGGCGCACAGUGGUUUUCCAGUCGAAUUUCAAGAAUUCUCUGGGACUUCCCGACACCUACGGUCCUGAAGACUUCACGGUGGAUGUGCGCCUCAAUACCCUUGCGCAUGUCUACGAGACGUUGCAGUCCAUUCAAACUCUGCUAAAUGCUAUUGACGUCGAGAACGCCAACUGGGUGUAUGUUAAUAGGAAACCCAAUGGCGAGCUCCAACUCCUGCCUUGCAGAAAGCCUUUUUACAAAAUGGUGAAAUGCCCGCUCUGGAGUCAGUCGAUUUACGAGCACGAAAUCGAAAUAUCGCGCUGGAACGAUGAUUGCCAGGCCAAUGGCUUCUGGGAUGGAAAGCCAGUCGACAUUUGGUAUGGUUGGGACAAGAACAAGAUGAGGAUUGUCAAUAGGGCUAUGGAAGCAGCCUACGCCGUUCGAGACCUGGACCUCACCUAUGAGGUCUAUGGUCACCUCCUUGACUCUGAUGGCCAUGUCUUGGGUCUUGUAACCGAAGCGACAUGGGGCAGACCUGUUCGCCUCGAAGAUCGAAUACAGGUUUACGAAGCCAUUGCGAAGCUUCAGCGACACUUUUGUCUCUUCUUCUCUAUUGGCGCCGACUGCGUUCUCAUUGCAGGCGGCAAGGUGAGGUUGGCAGACCUCGCUUCGAUCGAGUACGUUCCGGCUGAUGACCGCCACGACUUUGAUCGAAGGGCGGAGAAGGUACACUGGGGACCUUUAGACGACCUCUUCACCGACCUGGAACUUGGUAUCCCAAGAAUGGCGCACUAUCAGUUCACUGUUACGGCUCCCUUACUUUUCCUUCCCACUACACCAUCCCCCGAGCGCCCCAUCACCGCACGGGUAGUCGUUUUCGCGACGUUGUGGAAGCCCUAUUCCGCGUUUGACGACGAUACGGGGGGAGACUUCAAACACCCUAUGGACAUCAACGUUGUUAUUAGCCAAAAGGUCAAUACCUCCAAAGCCAACUUCACAAGUUGCCUCCUCCGGAUAUCGGACCUGACUCGUGGAUGGAUCCUAGCUCGGACGUCUUUCAAGAAUCCAUUGCGACAGGAACGGCCAUCCAUACAGAGCGCCCACGGGACAACAACAAGGUCAAGACCGUAUACUCGUAAAAGGGCCUCUAAUCGCCGUGUCCGAAACCUCUCCCCUGCCAGUGAUUGCACGUCGGAGUCGGGGAGUACGAGUGGUCGUUUCGAAGAGAUAUUUUAGGAUUUAAACUCGGAUCCUCGUUGUUUCAUCUUUUACUUCACGAAUGGUCUGCAUCAUAACUUCGGCUGCAGAGCCUUCAUAUACCCUAGGUUCGUCACGUACUGUAGUUUAGUCUGGUGUUCCGAGACGUUGUGGAUCCGUCGUUGUAUUGUUAGUAGUCACAUGUUGUAUCAUAGUAGUACUGGGAAGG
Messenger RNA from Coprinopsis cinerea okayama7#130, 1513 nucleotides. RefSeq lists its product as hypothetical. The record is from RefSeq and is a predicted model, not a curated record. Lineage: Eukaryota; Fungi; Basidiomycota; Agaricomycetes; Agaricales; Psathyrellaceae. The transcript is spliced from 3 exons. The coding region runs from base 1 to 1323 and encodes 440 amino acids.